Messenger RNA from Drosophila novamexicana, 1827 nucleotides. Its product is annotated as NF-kappa-B-repressing factor. Bases 392 to 1750 code for a protein of 452 amino acids. NCBI's taxonomy places the organism in Eukaryota, Metazoa, Arthropoda, Insecta, Diptera, Drosophilidae. The record is from RefSeq and is a predicted model, not a curated record. The transcript has 5 exons. Gene Ontology annotation, molecular function: nucleic acid binding.
UCAUAUUGGCGACUGCUGCUGCUCCUGCUGUGCUGUUUAUGCGUUAUUCCAGGACGACCUCGAAGCUUGCAGCAUUCACGUUUAGUUUAAAGACACUCGUAACGUUAAUCGUCACUUCGUUCACGGAAUUAAAAUUAACAAAAACCAGAAAAAUCAAAAAACACACAACACGGGCACACAAGGCUGGCAGAGAGAGCCAGAUGGGGAAAUCGUUAUCGAUAACAAUAUGUUUGCGAUUACCUGAGACUGGCGAUUAAUUGACAUUGUUAUCGUGCAGUACAGCACAGCGUGCCAGAUUUUUUUUUUUGUUUCAGAAAAAACAAAAUAAAUGAAGAUAUACAGUAUAAAUAAAUAUUCAGUUUAUUAAAGAUUAAGUUAAGCACACUGACAAAUGGCUACAGCAGUUAAACGACAAAAGGUAGAAGAUGAAAUACCCAGCACCUCAAAACAAUGUCGCAUAAAAAUGAGUAAACCGAAAAAAAACGCGCAAAGCGCAGAAUUUUCAACCGACUGGGAUGUGGAAUCUUAUAGAACGGAGUACGAGAGCGAGGAGCACUGGGAGUUGCGCCGUGACUUUAUGCUUGCGCACAAAGAUCGCUUUGAUGAGGAUCGACUGGUGUGUCUGGCACAAACGUUCAUCAACAUGGAAUUCAUGGGCUGUAAAUAUCCAGCGGAAACCAUGCAGUUAGUGGCGGAGCUGUCCAGAGAUAUUGCGGAGGAGUUUCGCAAAAAUCGUGCGCAACGCCUGAAGCGCACAUUUGUCUCCGCAUCGGAUGCAGCCGAACAGCGGGCCAAAGGGCGUGCCGCUGCCAACAGACCACCGCAUUCACUGCAGGAGCGCCAAUUCCAAACAUCCAGCGCCAGCCAAAAUCGCCUGUGCUUCGGCGGCGGCGAGCCCCUGAAUCUUUUUGAAGGCCUGCGCUUUGGAAAUCUUAUUAUAUAUCUGGCCGGCGGACGCAGUUGUUUGCGCAACGCGUGCAACAUAGCCAAAAUGAAAUACGAUGAGCGCCUAAGCGAAACCCAAACGGACGAUAUGUCCAAGACAGCAGAUAUACUAAUAAACGACGAGAUCAUAGCCAGCGGCAGGGGCGAAAAUCCAAAGGCGGCCAAACUGGCUGCAUAUAAGCAGGCAGUGCUGCUGCUGCAAACGCACUGCUAUAGCAUAAAGUUGAAUGCAGCGCGCGAGACCAUCAAGGUCGAGAAAAGCAAAAAUGGCGUGAAUAUAAAUGUCACCAAGGAGUCUGCUGACAAUCUGUGCGACGCCAAGCUGGAUGCAAGCAAUAAGGGCUAUCAUAUGAUGCGAUUAAUGGGCUGGACUGGCGGUGGCUUGGGGCGCCAAAAGCAGGGACGCGAGGAGCCCGUGGGUUACCUGUUAAAAAACAAUCGCAUGGGCUUGGGCUCCGACGAUCCACGUGGCAAUCUAGCCGAUUAUCGCAAGCUUAUAGAGAACUAUGUCAAUUCGGAGGAUAUGCGCGACAUGCAAUUUGAGCCCACCUUCUCCAAGGAGGAACGCGCAACGUUUCAUCAGAUUGCCGGCAAAUUUGGACUGCGCUCCAACAGCUACGGUACUGGUGAAUCUCGACGCUUGCUUAUAACUAAGAAAAUCAGCUAUAAUAUAAUACUCAGCGAAGUGCUCACCCGACGCAACCCCAAGUUCUGCGAACGUUAUUUUGUACAGGUGCCCAUGCAGAAGGCGCAUCUGUUUCCAGGCAAUGUGGCCGCGCUGGAUUUGGAAAAUAUAAUGGAAUAGUUUGACAAUUUGUGUUCAGUUCGGUUUCAAGUUCAUGUAUAUUGGUAUAUAAAGCAUUUUCAGCCCAUAGUAUUUAA